UUGACAACACACAUUUUCCACUGGUGAUGUCUUGGAAAGGGUUAAGCCGCAGGAAUGCAACGCUCAGGAAUGCGCAUGCAAAUAGAUUUAUGCUAAUGACAUGCUAAUGUCCCGUUGGCUGGGAACGGAGUCAAGUCUGUCUGUCCUGGUCUAUGUGUUCAGCUAGGAACCCAAGAUGGAGGACAGGGGAACGCAAAACAUGGAUCUUUACUGACUUUUUUCCGUCGCUUUUUAGUAUUCCACUGGAAUUUUUUUUUAACCGUACUUAUGGCGGAACUUUUAGAAGAUGAACAUGCCUAGGAAGGGGAAUGGCCAGCUGCCGUUACCCGACGGCUGGGAAGAAGCGAGGGACUUUGACGGCAAAGUGUUUUAUAUCGACCACAACACUAAACAAACAAGCUGGAUAGACCCGAGGGACAGGUUGACGAAGCCCCUGUCGUUUGCGGACUGUGUGGGAGACGAGUUACCGUGGGGAUGGGAGGCCUCAUACGACCCUCAGAUUGGCAUCUACUACAUCGACCACAUCAACAAGAGUACCCAGCUAGAGGACCCCCGGGCGGAAUGGAGGAAGGAGCAGGAGAGGAUGUUGAAGGAGUACCUGACAGUAGCCCAGGAUGCCCUGGUCACCCAGAAAGAGCUGUACCAGGUCAAAGAGCAGCGGCUGGCCUUGGCCCUGGAUCAGUACACACGACUCAACGACGCAUACAAGGACAAGUCCAGCUCACGCACCAGCCUGUUCUCGGGGUCUUCGUCCAGCACUAAGUAUGACCCUGAUAUCCUCAAGGCUGAGAUCUCCACCACCAAAGUCAGGGUGAAUAAGCUGAAGAGAGAGCUCUCCCAGAUGAAACAGGAGCUCAUCUACAAAGAACAAGGCUUUGAAACCUUGCAGCAGAUCGACCAAAAACUGUGUGGCGAGCAGAGUGGAUACCGUCUGAAGGAGGCCAAAGCCAUCGUGACGGAGCUCAAGUCUCUCCGCAGGGCCAUCAGCUCUGGAGAGAAGGAGAAACAGGACCUCAUGCAGUCUCUGGCUAAGCUAAAGGGGAGGUUCCACACAGAACACAACAUGGGCCGUUCGGAACCAGACCUCCGGAACCCAGUGGGCUCCAGACAGACGCUUGAAGCCGGCUCCCAGACAGACGUCUCUGGAGAGGCUGGUUUGAGGAGCAGGUCAUCCUUGGCUGAGAAGGUUAGACUUAGUCUCCAAUAUGAAGAGGCCAAAAGAAGUAUGGCCAACGUGCAGGUGGAGCUGGCCAAGCUGGAGAGCGAGGCGUGGCCGGGGGCGGUGGACGUGGAGCGGGAACGUCUCCUCCUUGUCUCGGAGAAGGAGGAGCUCCUCAAGGAGCUGCAGUUCGUGUCGCCACGGCGACGCACCCCGCAGGACCUCCAACGUCUGGAGGCCCAGAGGCUCCAGCUGGAGCAGGACCUGCAGGCCGUCAGGAACACCCCCAGCCACGCCCUGGCCCAGAGGUUGAAGGUGCAGGAGAGGAGACGAGUCCUGGUGCAGAGACUGGAGGAAUCAACCAGACUGACCACACUGCUCCACUCUCAGCUCAAGAGUUUGUCGGCCAGUACCCUGUCCGUCUCAUCAGGCAGCAGCCUGGGUUCUCUGGCCUCCAGCCGUGGCUCCCUCAAUGCAUCCUCCUCCCGCGGCUCCCUCAACUCCCUCUCCUCCGGAGACCUCUACUACACCCCCGCAGAACCCCCCUCUCCCCUGGACCUGGACUACCAGUGUAAACUGGACCUGCUCCUCCAGGAGCCCUUGACCCCCUCUGGGAUAACCUACAGGCGGGGAGACCCCCCAGGAAUUAUCACUACCAUCCACGAACACGAGGUGGAGAACCCACACCCACACAACACGUCGCUUCACACACACACCGUCGGAACCGGUACCACCGACCUGGUCCCAUUAGCGCCGCUGGUUGCGGUGUCCUCGAAGCCGGCCGAGCCGUCCAAGUCGGUGACGUCGCUUUCCUCGAGGUCGUCGUUGUCUUCUCUCUCGCCGCCGGGCUCGCCGCUAGUGCUGGAGGGGGUCGGUGCGUUCCCGUCGGCGGGCCCACAGGACUUUGGGGACGGCGACGUCGGUCUGGUGGUGUCGGACUUUGGCGGUCUCAGCCUGGGAUUCUACGACGGCCAGGGGAUGGGGAUGUUUGAGCCGGAGACGGGGGAGAGGGACAGAGGAGGGGAGGGGGGGAGGGAAGGUAGAGGGGCACUGGCCACCCUCAGAGAGAGUAUCACAGACGUGGACCUCCAGAGGCCGGGGGAGGACAGGCCCACCUGUGUGUCAGCAGCCGUGUCAGACGAGUCCGUGGCCGGGGACAGUGGGGUGUACGAGGCCUCUAAUGUCAAACGUAGGUCAAUGGAGUCUGAUGAACCGGCGGUCUACCUGGAGGACGAGCCUGUCCUUCCUGAGUCUGCCCAGGUCCAGAUAGGCCUGAAAUAUGAUGCUGCCAACUCCAGUUUUGUCAUGGUGAUCAUGCAGCUGCAAAACCCUGCUGCCCUGUCAGUCCCCUCCACUACCAGAGUAUACAUCCGAGUGGCGCUCCUCCCAUCUUCCAGUGACGUCAGCAGUCUGUUCAGGACCCGCGUGGUGCCCGUGGCGCUGCCCGACAGCGUGACGUUCAACGAGGUGUUCAGGGAGGCCGCGCCGCACACCAUCCUCCAGGACAAGACGCUCCGCGUGGACGCCUGCACCGUGGGUCCCGGAGGAACCGAGGACUGCCUGGCUGGAGCCCAUGUGAGUCUGGGAGAGCUUCCAGUGAGUGGGGAUAUGACCCGUGUGUGGUACAACCUGUUGACCAGUGAGAGGACCAGAGAGAUAGAAGAGGCCAGCCAGGAGAGACCCGGCCCUGGGCCAGAGCAGCACCCUGCAGGGCCCGUGGACAUGGAUGCAGUGUCGGCCCUGCUGCAGAGGACCUCCAGCGAGUUGGAGGCUGUGGAACAGGAGCUGGCCUUGGAGGAGAAGGAGAGAGCGAGCCAGCUGGACAUGGAUGGACACCAAUGGCUGAGCAUGCUGGGAGAGGACAGCGCUCAACUGGUCCUCGGACUGGAGGAGGAAGAAGAGGAGGAGAGGAAAGAUUCUGUCAAGGCGGAGACUAAGUUUGCUGGCUCUGGGCAGGCGUACAGAGGGGAAGAGCCGGAGGAGGAGUGUCGAGAAGAGCCAACCAGAGAGGAAGAGGAGGAGAGGAGAUAUAAAGAGGGAAUCCCUCAGGCAAAUGAAGGACCAACGCUGGUGGAUGCGGAGACGAACACAGAGAUGUGUGGUAUGGCGGUGAGGCCUAAAGACAGACCCAGCCUGGGACCAGGACCACGCAGCGCUCAGAGAGGCUUCGUACGGAACAGUAUGAUCAUGAGGUCUCAAACCUUCUCCCCUGGGGAGCGCAACCAGUACAUCUGCAGGUUGAACCGGAGUGAUAGCGACAGCUCCACAUUAUCCAAAAAGUGCCCGUUUGUCCGGAACACCUCGGAGAGACGCAGCCUAAGGGUUAAGAGGACCCUGUGCCAGCCGGUGGUGGUGCGGAGGCGUGGCGGAGCCGGGGAGACAAACACCCGGACCUCCCUGGACUUGGAGCUGGCCCUCCAGGCUUCGCGAACGCGUCAGAGCCGUCUGAACGACGAGCUCCAGGCCCUGAGGGACCUGAGGGCCCACCUGGAGGCCCUGAAGGCCCGGGGAGAGACGGCGCUGCCUGGGUCCGUUCUGCACGACCACCGGUUUCACAGGCUGCUGGAGCAGGCCGAGAGACAGGCGGAGCAGUCUAAGGAGCAGCAGCGUCAGGAGCAGCGGGCUGAGAAGCUGAUGAGGAGGGCCUCCAAAGACGUGUGUCGGCUGAGAGAGCAGAGCCAGAAGGUCCCCCUGCAGGUCCAGUCUUUCAGGGAGAAGAUGGCCUACUUCACACGAGCUAAGAUCAAUAUACCAUCCCUACCGGCUGACGAUGUAUGAUUACAUUGUAACACAAUGAAGUAUUUUUCAAACUUUUUAUAGCAGAGUAUUUUAAUAGUGUAGUUACUUUGAAUGAAAACAAUCGAAUAGUUUGUACACUAUAGUUUAUGCAUUUGUAUAAUAAGUUGUAAUUGAAUAAUGUCUUGUAAGAAAAAAGAAACUAAGUAAUGGCUUUCUUGUAUCAGGAGAAAACCCAAAAUAGAGUUGUUUUGGUACUUGUAUACUGCUUGUGAUUUUUCUGUACAGUUUUGUCGCCCUCUGGUGUCCUGUGGUGGAACUGCACCACAGGGCAGGGUGCGGGGUUGAUUGAGCGAGUCUCAGUCCCAAAUCAACCCCGAUCCCCUACACACUUAUGGAGAUCUAACAGGAUUGGAUAGGUGUAAGUUAUAUGGUAAUAAUGACACUGCCUUCUGCUAGUCUAGAUGGCAUGUUCACUGUAUUUCUUCCAUGUAUCCAAUCCUCUCUGAUCUCCAGAGGUAUAUAGUGGGUAAGGGCUAGGGGUUGAUUUGUUAUUGGGCAUCAGUGUUAGCUAAGUGUGCGUAUGUGAGAGAGAGAAGGCGACCUACUACAGUAUAUCAUAUAUAAUGUCUUCUGUCCAAAGCUGGUGCUCUGCUAUUUUUUUCUCUCUCAUACCAGAACAAAACAAACAUACGCCUUGUGAAUGUAAUGUACCCGCUUUUCCACUUCUAUCUAUCUCUGAGAUACUGCACUGAUAGUGUUCUGUGGCUUCAUGCUUUUUCACACGACCCGCCGCAAUGCUAAUUAUUACUGCGUUCACUGGGCUCUAGUCUCAAUUUUAUAGUUCAAUGUUUUGUCAGUUACUAGCCUGGUCCAGGAUAUGUUUUUGCACAAACUGAUCUGGGACCAGGCUAUUUUGUAAAUCACUCUGCAACUUCAUUUGUAAGAUUGGUUUUCCUUUCCCACCUGUUUCCCAACGGUUGAAGUAUUUAUUCAAAGGAUGAACAUAAAAACCUCUGUGUUAAUGCCUUUUGUUACAGAUAGGUUCUCUGGACUAGAGAAAAGACCAUGCAAGAAACAUACUGGACCCAAAUCAUGUAAUUUCCAGCCUUCCAGUGUUUAAGGGUUCGAAAUAGCACCCUAUUCUCUAUGUGGUCCACUACUUUUGACCAGAGCCCUAUGGGCCUUGGUCAAAAGCACAGAGCCCUAUGGGCCCUGGUCAAAAGCACAGAGCCCUGGUCAAAAGCACAGAGCCCUAUGGGCCCUGGUCAAAAGCACAGAGCCCUAUGGGCCCUGGUCAAAAGCACAGAGCCCUAUGGGCCCUGGUCAAAAGCACAGAGCCCUGUGGGCCCUGGUCAAAAGCACAGAGCCCUAUGGGCCUUGGUCAAAAGCAAUGGGCUAUAUAGAAAACAGGGUGGCAUUUCAGACAGAGUCAAAUCAAUACUUUUUUUUGUAUUUUAUCAUAGACAUGAAAGCUAUAAUAUUCAGUAUACAUCAGUUUCUUUGUAUAAUAAUGUGUUGUACUCCAGUAAUUCAUUAUUUAUUAUUUCUCCAAGGAGUCUCCUGCUCUAUUUUUCUAAAUCAUAGGACAACGAUUGACCUUUGUGGUUUCUUUCUCUUUAUUUUGUAUCUAAUGUUUUGUUUGUGUGUCUGUAAACCAGAGAACAAACAGUAUUGUUUUUACUUUGCCUUUUGUAACAGCUAAUAGCUAAGGAACAACCAGGCUGGUAUUCAAAGCACUUCUCAGAGUAGGAGUGCUGAUCUAGGAUCAGUUUUGACUUUUAAUUCAUAAUGAAUAAGAAGGGGGACCUGAUUCUAGGUCAGCACCCUUACUCUGAAACGCUUGAAUAGGAGCCAACAUCUGAUUGAACUGUGAGCAUAAACAGUAUCUGUGGUAUCGUACUUAGUUUGCAUAGCUACACCUGGACUCGACAUAUAUAUGGCACUUCCAAUCAAAUGUGUUCACGUCCGUUUAGUUUACCAAUACAAUGUUGCCUCACAAUAUCAACCAGGAAGAUAAACAUGGAUUUGUAUUGUGGCGGAAAAUACUUUAUUUUUCCUGUUUAUUUAUUUUUUGUGUUUGUAUUAUUUAUGUUUUGGUUCUGUACAGACAUGCCCCCCUCCGAACCUUUUUAAUUAGCAACGUAUGGAUGGUUCAAAUGUUAACUCACUGUUUCUCCGCUGAUGAUCAGCUAGUUUAGAGACACACUGAUAUCAAAUAUGUUUUAUACAACUGACCUACAGUGCCUUCAGAAAGAAUUCACACCCCUUGACUUUUUCCACAUUUGAUUGUGUUACAGCCUGAUUUUAAAAUUGAUUAAAUAGAUUGUUUUUCACUGGCCUACGCGCAAUACUCCAUAAUGUCAAAGUGGAAUUAUGUUUUUCGAUUUUAUUUUUUACAAAUUAAUUAAAGAUGAAAAGCUGA
Messenger RNA from Oncorhynchus kisutch (coho salmon), 6320 nucleotides. Its product is annotated as protein WWC2. The transcript is spliced from 24 exons. Gene Ontology annotation, cellular component: cytoplasm. Gene Ontology annotation, molecular function: kinase binding; molecular adaptor activity. Gene Ontology annotation, biological process: cell migration; negative regulation of organ growth; regulation of hippo signaling. NCBI's taxonomy places the organism in Eukaryota, Metazoa, Chordata, Actinopteri, Salmoniformes, Salmonidae. The coding region runs from base 287 to 3937 and encodes 1216 amino acids. The record is from RefSeq and is a predicted model, not a curated record.